Messenger RNA from Diaporthe amygdali, 2157 nucleotides. RefSeq lists its product as uncharacterized. Bases 1 to 2157 code for a protein of 718 amino acids. Gene Ontology annotation, biological process: vacuolar proton-transporting V-type ATPase complex assembly. The transcript is spliced from 5 exons. Gene Ontology annotation, cellular component: endomembrane system. The record is from RefSeq and is a predicted model, not a curated record. Lineage: Eukaryota; Fungi; Ascomycota; Sordariomycetes; Diaporthales; Diaporthaceae.
AUGGUUCUCUUGACGAUGACGCCCUUCAUUGUAGGGGCCAUCAGCAAGUUGAAGGACAUCGAGGCAGAAAUCCAGCCACAGUCGCAGGCCGCUCCUGAAGCCGAUCCAUCACUUCAGAGCCCGGCAAUCGGCAAGCCAAUCUCGCAUGGCCAAAUCAUCCAGCUGUGGAGGUUGUUGAAGGACUACGAUGCACGCAGCUAUACUUUGGAGAACCUCCUCUGGGGUGCGAGAGUCUAUGUUCCACCAGCUCCUGCAAAACCCGAGCCGUCGAACGAAUACAAAGCCUUGAUGGCCCGCCUUCGCCGCGAGGAAGAAGAGCGAAAAUACCAACGAAUGGUCUCACAGCCCUCCUCCCUCGAUGCGCCACCCAACUUGUCCCAGCAGUUCGCCGAAAUCAACCGUCCUGCAGGCAAGGCAGACCUAGGCGACGAUGACGUGACAAUGAACGAUGUGCACAGGCAGGUCAUGCUGGUGAUAAACUUCCUCGUAACCAUAUUCGGGUGCGCUGCGACUUUGUGGAUUGUGGCCAGGUGGUGGAGCACACCAGCGCGGUUGUUUUUGACCCUGGGAGGAACUCUGAUUGUAGCGAUUGCAGAAGUCGCUGUAUACUCAGGAUAUGUGUGGCAUAUAGGGCAAGCGAGGAAGAAGGAUGCCAAGAUCAAGGAGGUCAAGGAGAUCGUGGACACUUGGGUGGUAAGCAAAGACGCAGAGACUAAAGAAGUACCGUCAGAGAAGAAGAACCCAGCCAGCGCCAAGGAGGUCUUCCCAAGAUGCGUGGAUUACAUCAUCCGCUGCCUGCGCUCCUAUUCACGCGUCAACACGCUAAAGUGCGACGCGUCUCCUGAGCGCUGCAGACGCGUCCCGAACCCCGACUUUUCCUCCGGCCGGUUAUUUGCCGCCACGCACGUUCUCAAUUCGCAAUUCUACGGUUACCAUCAAAUACCCCGGACUCGGCGGUCACCGGUCAUGGCCAACGCGUCCCCAUCCUCUGCCUCAACGACAACAACACCCUCGUCCGCAUGGAGUCGCCUUGUCCAAAUCACGAGAACUGCAUCCGAGAGCUCUCGGGCCAGGUCGACUAAGAUUUCCUCCGACCAGCCCAACUCAACAUCAUCCUCUCAAACUCACCCUUCGUCCUCUGUGCGGCCGGCGAAGAGGCGUCGCCUGGCGGAAUCACCACAGCCGCGACCCGCGACCAAAUCUUUCGCACCUCUUUCUCCAGAGCCCAAUGGCACGCGGACCAUGGCACCCAGAAGAUCAACGGAACUGAUAUCGUGCCUUCCUAUCAGCGAGCACGAUUGCAUCACAGCUUGCCCGUGCAGAGUAGAGGAUGUUGACUGCGUCGCGUCGCAGCAGCCGAAAAACGAGACGGGCCCCGGUUCACCAUCUAUCAGUCCACACGUGCCCUCAAAUUCUGGUGAAUUUCGCGAUUCUGCACAGCGCGUCUCGAGUUCGGCGAGCUGUCAAGACCAGUUUGAGUCCACCAAGGACACGAUCUUGACGCACUUCGACGAGAAACACACGACUCAGACCGUGGUGCACGAAACUGGACCCAGCACUGGGGCAUCUACCUCCGGCCCAUGUGGUCUUUCAGGCCUUGGGACUGAUGUCACCGUUGAAAAGGUCGUAUCGAGUACAGAAUACCGAUCUACGGCCACUGAUUUGUCCAUCGCUGCGAUCGGCUUGCAAGAGGGCGACCAAAACACGGUGAACAAGACGCCAAGACUAAAGAGAGACUCUUCAUCCUCAACAAGUACGGAUGAGAGCAUCCAGCUGGUCACUCCCUCAUCAUCGCCCACGGCCAAGCAGGACGUCAAGACGGACGCUACACAGGCCGAGACACCGAAGCCACAUAAACCAGCCCCAGCCCCCAAGACGAAGCGACGGCUUACCCUCCAUAGCGGCAGCUAUGAUAAGCAGACCUCUCACAAGAAGCGCAAGGCACCGCCCAAGCGUAAAGAUGGGGUCCAAACGACGCUGAGCCUUUCGAUCGGCAGCAGUGCAGGGAUGAGGGAGUGCAAAUUGUGCGACACGGUGUACAAUCCAUUCCACCCGGAAGAUGUCAAGGUCCAUGCGAAGAGGCAUGCAGUUGUUCUGAAGACGGAGCGCAGGGCAGAGGAGAUUGCUGGGCUCACGGAGUCUUCCCUGGUAGAAUAG